Messenger RNA from Pelecanus crispus (Dalmatian pelican), 1200 nucleotides. Its product is annotated as E3 ubiquitin-protein ligase TRIM39-like. Lineage: Eukaryota; Metazoa; Chordata; Aves; Pelecaniformes; Pelecanidae. The record is from RefSeq and is a predicted model, not a curated record. Gene Ontology annotation, molecular function: protein binding; zinc ion binding.
GGAACGGAGCCAGGGCCGGGAACCCCACUCUGCGCCCAACACGACGAGCGCCUCAAGCUCUUCUGUGAGGAGGACGAGGAAGCCAUCUGCGUGGUGUGCCGGGAGUCCCUGCACCACCGCUCGCACACCGUCUACCCCAUCGAGGAGGCUGCGCAGGUGUACAAGGUCAAACUCCAGAAAUCCCUGGAGCAUCUUUCGAAGGAAGUGGAGGAUGUGAAGAAACGUGAGUCAGCAGAAAGGAUGAAAACCCAGGAGUGCAAGGAGACGGUGAAGAAAAAGCGGGAGAAGAUUGUGAGCGAGUUCGGGAAGCUGCAUCGGCUGCUGGCUGAUGAGGAGAAGCUGCUGCUCCAGAAGCUGGAGGAGGAGGAGAAGCGGAUUCUGCUGAUGAUCAAUGAAAACCUGGCCAGGCUGGUGGAGCAGAAGUCAUUGCUGGAGGAGCUGAUUCUGGAGAUAAAGGAGAAGACCCAGCAGCCGGCUGAUGGGCUACUCAAGGACAUGAAAAACAUCCUGAGCAGGUGUGAGGGGGUAAAGUUCCAGUCCCCCAAGGCUGUGUCCGUGACCCUCAAGGAAAACUACAGCAUCCCUGAGCGCUGCCUGGGCAUGAGGGACAUGCUGAAGAAGUUCAAAGUGGACGUGACUCUGGACCCUGAGACAGCACACCCUGAGCUCACCCUGUCCGAGGACCGCAAGAGCGUGCGGCGUGGGAGCAAGAAGCUGCUUCUGUCCCUCUUCGACAUCCCUAAGAGGUUCGGCACCACGCCGGUGGUGCUGGGGAGUCAGGUCUUCUUCUCAGGCCGCUGCUACUGGGAGGUGCAAGUGGGAGACAAGCCUGAGUGGGGCUUGGGGCUGUGCAGGGAGUCUGCCAGCAGGAAAGGCAACAUCCUCUUCUCCCCAAACAAUGGCUACUGGGUGCUGUGGCUGCAAAAUGGGGGCAACUAUGAGGCCCUCACCUCACCCAUCUCCCCUCUGACCCUGAGCGUGAGACCUCGGCGCAUCGGGAUCUUCCUGGACUAUGAAGCAGGAGAAAUCUCCUUUUACAAUGUGAGCGACCGCUCCCAUAUUUACACCUUCACCGACAAGUUUUCGGGGAACCUCCGGCCUCUCUUCUUCCUGGGUGGCUUUUUGGGGGGCAGAAAUACAGAGCCCUUGGUGAUCUCCUGGGUCAGGGACACGCAGGGGUCUGGGUGCAUUGUCCUCUGA